AUGUGGACAGACCUUUCAUCCAGAAUAGACACUGCCAAAUCGACACUAGGCCUGACAAGGGUAGGCAACAAAUCAUACAAAGAACUAUGGUGGUGGAAUGAAGAGGUACAAACCACUAUAAAGGAGAAAAAAGCCCUAUAUAAAUUAUGGUUCAAAUCCAAAAACUCAGAUAACAAGACAAAUUACAAGAAAUCCAAGAGAAUAGCUACAACGGUGGCUAGGGCCAAAUCUAUGGCAUACGAUGACAUACGAACACUCCCCAUGUCAAAACCUUGUGCAACUAUAACAGAACAAGAAAUAAUCACAUGCCUCAAGCAUAUGAAAAACAACAAAGCUAUGGGUCCAGACGAUAUUCAAAUAGAAAGCCUUAAAGUACUAGGAGAUGAUGGAAUAAAUCUCCUCACAAAUUUGUACAAUUAA
This is a messenger RNA of Gordionus sp. m RMFG-2023, 420 nucleotides long. RefSeq lists its product as uncharacterized. NCBI's taxonomy places the organism in Eukaryota, Metazoa, Nematomorpha, Gordioida, Chordodea, Parachordodidae. The coding region runs from base 1 to 420 and encodes 139 amino acids. The transcript is spliced from 2 exons. The record is from RefSeq and is a predicted model, not a curated record.